AUGAAUAGUGAUAUUGAUGAAACAAAUAAUAGGGAGCAUUGUUCAUCAGCAAAUAACACAACAUCACCAUCAUCUAAUGCUCUACAAAAUCAACAAAAAAUCAAUACACAUUCAUCAUUUUGUAAUGAGAAUAUGAUUGUAACACAAAAUCAAAUGAAUACAACAAUUAAUGAUACAAUUGAAGAAAAUAUUUUGACAGUUGCAAAUCAAAAUGAAGAAAAUUCAAUGAAUAAAUCAUUUAAAAGAAAAGUUGUGUCAUUUAGUGCAAUGCCAUGUGAAAAAAAAGUUGCCGAUGUUUAUGAUUGUCUUCGUUAUAUGCAAGAAGGAAGUGAUUUUCUUAAAGUUCGUUCACAUGUACGACAAUUUCGUCGUUUAUAUAAAUUAAAUGAUACUUUAACUGCAAUAAGUUGGUAUCCAACAUCAAAAAAACCAUCAAAAGCAAUAAUUAAAAUUGAUUCAAUAAAAGAAGUACGUUUAGGAAAAACAACUGAACGUCUUCGUGAACAUGCACAACAAUUUGAAAAUGAAUCUAUGUUUUCUAUUGUUUAUACAGAUGGAAAUAAUGAUUAUGUUUCAUUAGAUCUUGUUGCAAGUAGUGCUGAUGAAGCAAAUAUUUGGGUAACAGGUUUAUCAUGUCUUAUUUCAGGACACGGAAGUCCUUUGACAUCAGCAGAUCUUGAAGAUCGUCAAAAAAUGCGUGAUAAAUGGUUACAUGAUGCAUUUGCUGUUGGAUUAUCAUCAAUAAGUGAAUCUGAACAAGUGAAUCAUAAAGAAUAUCAAACACUUUGUGCAAAAAAUUCUAUUGAUGAAGAAGAAGCUGUAAAAUUACUUGGAGAUUAUGGAAUUUCUGAAGAUAAAGCUAAAAUAAGAUUACAAGCAAUUCAAACAAAAAAAUCUGAUGAUGUACGUGGACUUUUUUCUACUGAAGAUCUUGUUGAUGUUUUUAAAAAACUUUCAACUCGACCAGAAAUUUAUCAUCUUUUAGUCAGAUAUUCUCGAAAUCAAGAUUUUCUUUCAAUAGAAGAUUUUACAUUAUUUCUUGAAGCUGAACAAGGCAUGUCAAAAGUAACAAAUGAAAAAUGUCUAGAAAUUAUACAAAAAUUUGAACCAUCAACUGAAGCAAAACUUUUAGGACGUUUAGGUAUAGAUGGUUUUACUAAUUAUCUUCUAUCAUCAGAAUGUGAUAUAUUUAAUCCAAAUAAUAGAUCAAUAUGUCAUGAAAUGGAUCAUCCACUUAGUCAUUAUUUUAUAGCUUCAUCUCAUAAUACAUUUCUAUUGACUGAUCAACUAAAAGGUCCAUCAAGUGUUGAUGGUGUCAUUCAUGCUUUAAGACGUGGUUGUCGUUGUUUGGAAGUACAUUGUUUUGAUGGACCCGAUGGUCAACCAUUAAUACAUAAUGGAACAUUAACAUCUCGUAUACCUUUAAGUGAAGUACUUCAAGUUAUUGAAAAUUAUGGAUUUGAAAAAACAAAUUAUCCAUUAAUCUUAUGUAUGGAAAUACAAUGUAGUAUUAAUCAACAAGAACGUGUUGCUCAGUUAUUAAUUGAAAUAUUUGGUGAAAAAAUUUUUUUUGAUCAUCUUUCAUUAUCAGUUAAUAUGGAUAUAAAUUCAAAUAAAUAUCGACCUCUUCCAUCACCAAAUGAUUUAUGUGGAAAGAUUAUUAUUAAAAGUAAAAAAUUACCUCCUGAUUUUACUAAUGAAAUUAAUAGAGACUAUGGUGAAAUAAUAGAUGAUGAAGAUUGUUAUGAAGAUAAUAAAAGACGAUCUAAAAAGGAAUUAAGUAAUAAAAAACAUCGAAAAUUAUCUCGUGCUUUUUCUGAUCUUGUUUGUAUACUUCGUUCAGCACCAUUUGAAGAUUUUAAUACUGCAUUUAAUGAACAACAAUCUGAUCAAGUAUGUACAUUCAGUGAAAAUGCUGCUCUUCGUUUAGCAACAAGUGAUGCAGAAGAAUUUAUUAAUUAUAAUAAACUUUUUAUAUCACGUGUCACUCCUGGAACAUGGCGCGUUGAUUCAUCAAAUCUUAAUCCACAAGAUUUUUGGAAUGUUGGUUGUCAAAUGGUGUCAAUGAAUUAUCAAACAGCUGGAAAAUUUAUGGAUGUAUAUUUCGGUCGUUUUUUAUCAAAUGGUGGUUGUGGAUAUGUGCUUAAACCGAGUUAUUUAAGACCUGAUAAUACAACCAUAACUGCAGCAUCAUCAUCAAUGGCGGCUGGUAGAUUAUCUACUAAUGUUUAUUCAUCUAAUACACCUCAAAUACUUCAUAUAAAAAUAAUAAGUGCACUUCAUCUUCCACGACCUGAACAAGCUGAAUUAAAAGCAAAUUCUAUUGAUCCAUACGUUGUUAUACAAAUAUUUGGUGUACCAAGAGAUACAGAUGAAGUACGAACAAAAACUAUUUAUCAUAAUUCGGAAAAUCCACAAUUUAAUGAAGCAUUUGAAUUUGAAAUAGCUUUUCCAGAAUUAGCACUUGUCAGAUUUGUUGUACUUGAUGAUGAUUCACUUGAUUAUGAUUUUAUUGGACAAUAUACAUUACCGUUUGAAUGUAUUCAAACAGGCUAUCGACAUGUUCAUCUUCAUACUAUCGGUGGAGAUCUCAUAUCUAAUGCCUAUCUAUUUGUUCACAUUGUUAUUAAUAGCAAAUCAUUGGCUAUUAAACCUCGUCGAUCACUAUCACGUUAUCAUCGUUCAUUAACGCGUCGUAAAUUACGUAUUGCUUCAUUUCGAUCAGUAUAUAAUAAACAAAUUGAUGAUCUAUUUAAAUCGGUUAUUCAACCAUUAGAAACAGCAUUUGAAUAUCGUCAUGCUGUUGAACAUAGUCUCCAUGGAUUAAAUGAAAUGUGUGGUCUACCUGAUAUAUCAAAUGUAAAACAAUGUGUUAGAAAAAUUGCUAGUCGAUUACAAAAAGCAAAUCUUAUUGGUGCUGUUACUAUACGAAAGCAAUCUGAUAUACCAAUCUUUGAAUAUUCUGCUACAUUACCAGAAUUAUCUCGUCAAAGUGUUGUAGCUUUAGAAGAAGUGAUUAAUCAAUGUCGAGCUUUAAUAGAUAAUGGUACUGUUAUACAUGAGAAGUUAGUUAAUGUGCAAACUGAAAUAUCUGAAUUAAGUAAAGACAUUCCAAGAUUACUUGAAAUAAGUGGUUUACGUGGAAAAAAAUUUACAAAAGCUAUUGAUAAUUUUUCAUAUAAUCUUGCUCUAUUACAUGGUCAAACUGAUUUAUUAAAUAAAGCUAGACAAGAUGCAAAUAUAACAAUUCAACAGAUUUUUGAAGCUGCUGAAACAACUCAAUUACUUGUACAAUCUAAUCAAUAA
This is a messenger RNA of Rotaria sordida, 3306 nucleotides long. The record is from the annotation of a GenBank genome assembly. Lineage: Eukaryota; Metazoa; Rotifera; Eurotatoria; Philodinida; Philodinidae.